Messenger RNA from Limanda limanda (common dab), 1656 nucleotides. RefSeq lists its product as uncharacterized. Gene Ontology annotation, cellular component: cytoskeleton. The coding region runs from base 1 to 1656 and encodes 551 amino acids. Gene Ontology annotation, molecular function: Arp2/3 complex binding; actin binding; protein kinase A regulatory subunit binding. The record is from RefSeq and is a predicted model, not a curated record. Gene Ontology annotation, biological process: positive regulation of Arp2/3 complex-mediated actin nucleation; actin cytoskeleton organization. NCBI's taxonomy places the organism in Eukaryota, Metazoa, Chordata, Actinopteri, Pleuronectiformes, Pleuronectidae. The transcript has 10 exons.
AUGCCGUUGGUGAAGAGGAACAUCGAGCCCAGGCACCUGUGCCGGGGGGCGCUGCCAGACGGAGUGACCAGCGAGCUGGAGUGCGUCACCAACAGCACGCUGGCCGCCAUCAUCAAACAGCUGGGCAGCCUGAGUCGCCAUGCAGAGGACAUCUUCGGGGAACUGUUUAAUGAGGCCAACAGCUUCUACCUGAGGAUGAGCAGCCUCCAGGAGCGAGUGGACCAGCUGGCUGUGAAGGUCACGCAGCUCGACUCCACCGUGGAGGAAGUGUCUCUGCAGGACAUCAACAUGAGGAAGGCCUUCAAGAGCAGUACCAUCCAGGACCAGCAGGUGGUGUCCAGGACCUCGGUGCCCAACCCGGUGGUGGAGAUCUACCACCGCUGUGACAAACCUCCACCGCUGAACAUCCUCAGCUCCUACAGAGAUGACAAGAAGGACGCACUGAAGUUCUACACCGACCCGUCCUACUUCUUCAUCCUGUGGAAGGAGAAGAUGCUGCAGGCCACGGAGGACAAGCGCAAGGAGAAGCGACGGCAGAAGGGCUGCCCGGCCCACCCCGACAGGCCCCACUCCAGACAGGCCCCACCCAGGAGCCCCCUGUCCAUCUCUGAGCAGCAGAAGCAGGUGGAGGAUCCGGGUCGAGAGGUCAAGAAGGUGCGUAAGGCUCGUAACCGACGCCAGGAGUGGAACGUGCUGGCCUACGACAAAGAGUUCCGACCCGACGCCCGGCUCACGCCCUCGCCGUACCACGGCAUGUCGUCUGAGGGGUCCCUGUCCCCCGACAGCAGAUCGAUGGCGUCCGACUCCUACCCAGCGAGUCCCAGCCACCCCCCCACCCUGGCCCCCGGCGCCGCCCACCCCAUCGACCACCACGCCCGGGACCACCUCAGCGCCGCGGCCCAGACCCAGUCCCUGGACCGGGGCCUGAGGCCGGCCACCCAGCCCCCGGGGGCCGGGGGGGCCGCGGCGGCGGGACGGCACGCCGCCUCCCUGGGCCGGACCCCCUCCGGACACGGGGUCCCGGCCGGCGGCGACCCGACGGUCAACGGGCCGCGGCAGCAGUCGGUGAAGGACUACCGAGCUGCUCAAGGGGCGCAGCCCUCCACCAUCCCAGAGUACUACAUCCCACCGGCCCCUCCCCCGCCACCCCCCACCAUCCCCUCCGCCCAGACGGCCUUCGACUCCACCGCGGCUCCGCCCGGCGCCGCCGCCGCCUCCGCCGUCCCCCCCACCUCCGCCGCCCUCUCCCGCCCUUACUCCCCCUCCCCUCCUCCUCCCCCGGCCAACUACGUGCCGUCUCCCUCCCACCCUCCGUCAGGCGCACCCCCCGCCGCCCCUCCGCCUCCGCCGCCAGGGAACCUCCUCUUCCACCAGGCCCACCCGUCCCCGGUGGGAAAGUGCGCCCUGGACGCGGCGGCGCUGGCGAGGAAGGCGGCGCUGCCGGGGAUGGUCCCGAUGAGCGACGCCCGCUCCGACCUGCUGGCCGCCAUCCGCAGAGGUAUCCAGCUGAGGAAGGUGCAGGAGCAGCGGGAGCAGGAGGCGAAGCGAGAACCCGUGGGUAACGACGUGGCGACCAUCUUGUCCCGCCGCAUCGCGGUGGAGUACAGCGAGUCCGACGACGACUCCGAUCCCGACGAGAACGAGUGGUCCGACUAA